This is a messenger RNA of Fusarium venenatum, 675 nucleotides long. RefSeq lists its product as uncharacterized. NCBI's taxonomy places the organism in Eukaryota, Fungi, Ascomycota, Sordariomycetes, Hypocreales, Nectriaceae. The record is from RefSeq and is a predicted model, not a curated record.
AUGCUUCCUUCAUUUCUUCUCUCCUCAUUGCUGUGUCUUUCCACGGUCUCAGCUCUCCCCAACCCAAUUCUGGCAGAGCGUGCGGCCUGUGACUGCACUGGCACACGUAAUGGUGGUUCCAACUCCAAGGACUACAUCUGCCGUGAUGCCAGACUCGGUCCUUUAAAGCUUCCCAGAAAGUUGCCGUUAAGCACCUUUGUCGAGAGCUACAAUCGAUUUGGUGGCCUAACACCAGCCCAGUUUCUUUUGACAUGGACCGAUGAGAAGGGAAGCUACAGGUACCCUCCACAGAACGGUUUCCAACUUGAUGCUGACGGCAAUGCCAUCAACGGAAGUAUGAUUCUUCCUGUCGGAACACUUGUAGACCGAUUUGGAAGCGAAUAUGGAUCAUUCAUCUCUGCAGCUGCUGCUCCCUAUUCACAGAGGGCUCUGCCUCCUUCAAAUCUGGCCACAAACCCUGAUACACCCGACUUCCCUUACAACUACCACGUGUAUCGUGUAAUCAAGCCGCUUCCAGUCGUGGGAGGACCCAUUGCGCCGUGGUUUGGUCAACCUGGUCUCGGAGCACAGUUUUUCACAGGAGACUUGGGCAACGUCAAAUUUUUGCUUGAGCAGAGCUACAUCCAGGCUGAGGAUCCCAAGACUCUUGUGCACAAGUCUGAUGGUUGCGCAUGA